Messenger RNA from Ornithorhynchus anatinus (platypus), 2810 nucleotides. RefSeq names its product neuropilin and tolloid like 1 (gene NETO1). The record is from RefSeq and is a predicted model, not a curated record. The transcript is spliced from 11 exons. NCBI's taxonomy places the organism in Eukaryota, Metazoa, Chordata, Mammalia, Monotremata, Ornithorhynchidae. The coding region runs from base 53 to 1660 and encodes 535 amino acids. Gene Ontology annotation, molecular function: protein binding.
GCCCUGGGGCCGCCCCGAGCCCCCGGGGACAGGGACGGCCACUGGACCAGCCAUGGGCCCCGGACGCUGCUGCUGCUGCUUCCCCCUUGUUGCAAGUCUCAUCAUCCUUCAUUUCUGUGGGGCAACAAAAAAAGGAAUAGAAAAGCAAACCACUUCAGAAGCCCAGAAAACAGUGCAAUGUGGAUCUUGGACAAAACAUCCAGAUGGAGGCAUCUUCACAUCUCCCAAUUACCCCAGCAAGUACCCACCUGACAGAGAGUGCAUCUACAUCAUUGAAGCUGCCCCCAGACAGUGCAUUGAACUGCAUUUUGAUGAAAAAUACUCUAUAGAACCUUCUUGGGAGUGUAAGUUUGAUCACAUUGAAGUACGCGAUGGACCUUUUGGCUUUUCUCCAAUUAUUGGACGUUUCUGUGGACAGCAAAAUCCACCUAUAAUAAAAUCCAGUGGCAGAUUCCUGUGGAUUAAAUUUUUUGCUGAUGGAGAGCUAGAAUCUACGGGAUUUUCAGCUCGCUAUAAUUUCACACCUGAUCCUGACUUUAAGGACCUUGGAGUUUUGAAACCAUUACCAGUGUGUGAGUUUGAGCUGGGCGGAACUGAUGGCAUUGUGGAGUCUGUGCAGAUUGCGAAGGAAGGGAAAGCUCCGGCCACAGAAGCGAUUGAUUGUAAAUGGUACAUCCGAGCGCCUCCACGAUCCAAGAUAUACUUACGGUUCUUGGACUAUGAGAUGCAGAAUUCAAACGAAUGCAAAAGGAAUUUUGUGGCUGUCUAUGAUGGGAGCAGUUCAGUGGAGGAUUUGAAAGCUAAAUUUUGUAGCACGGUGGCAAAUGACGUCAUGCUACGCACGGGCCUCGGUGUUAUCCGCAUGUGGGCAGAUGAGGGCAGUCGAAACAGCCGAUUCCAGAUGCUCUUCACAUCUUUCCAAGAACCUCCCUGUGAACCCAAUGCAUUCUUUUGCCAUAGUAACAUGUGUAUUAAUAACACAUUGGUGUGCAAUGGACUCCAGAACUGUGUGUAUCCUUGGGAUGAAAACCACUGCAAAGAAAAGAGAAAGGCUAAUCUCCUGGAUCAGCUCACCAAUACCAGCGGGACCAUCAUUGGGGUGACGUCCUGCAUCGUCAUCAUCCUCAUCAUCGUCUCGGUCAUCGUCCAGAUCAAACAGCCUCGAAAAAAAUUUGUCCCGAGGAAACCCGACUUCGACCAGACGGUGUUCCAAGAGGUGUUCGAGCCACCUCACUAUGAACUAUGCACUCUGAGGGGGUCAGCUUCUGCAGCAGAUUUUGCAGAGGUUGCAGAUGACUUUGAAAAUUAUCAUAAACUGCGGAGAUCGUCCUCAAAAUGCAUUCACGACCAUCACUGUGGAUCACAGCUGUCUAGCACUAAGGGCAGCCGGAGUAACCUCAGCACAAGAGAUGCUUCCGUCUUGACCGAAAUUCCACCCCAACCCACCAAGCCCCUCAUCCAGCCCACAAACAGGAGAAACAUUCUGGUCAUGAAACAUAGCUAUUCCCAGGACGCUGCUGAUGCGGGUGAAGUGGACGAAAUAGAAGAGGUCCCAACCACGAGCCACAGGCUGUCCAGGCACGAGAAAGCUGUCCAGCGGUUCUGCCUCAUUGGGUCUCUAAGCAAACAUGAAUCUGAAUACAACACCACUAGGGUCUAGAAGGAAAACUCAAGAGAAGAACUGUUUAUACAAACAUGGGGACUGUGAAAAAGAAAAAUCUAUAGUGAAUUGUGACCAGUGGACAUGCAGUAUUUCUAAAUUCAUUCCACUGCCUUUAUCCAAACCUAAGAAUUACAGACAUGCAUUGUUCCUUCUGCAAGACCCCUGCUGCACAAUGAUGUUUCUUUUGUAAUUUGGUUGCUGGCCACCAAGUGCUCCUUAGUUUUUAAAUACGUUUUUGAGAUUUACUGGAAACUUGAAGAAGAAAUUAGUUCCUGAUUAAGACCAUCACAGCUUCGUUUUGAUUGUGACUUUUACUUUUCUUUCUCUGUUGUUCGUGUCUUUGUUACCCACUUGUUUAUUGUGCGAUAUGUGAAAGAAACUUAUUUUCCAUGAACUCUGUGUUACAAGUACAAUAUUUCCAUCGUAUAAACUGCUUGAAAAUGAUGCAUUCUUGGGGGAUUUUUGAGCACGCUCCAAUGAAAUGUGAAAAUACCGACCUUGGAGACAUCUGCUAGAAGUUUUAAGGACUCCAAUCAACUAUUCCUGUAGGGUGAUAAAAUGGAGAUUGCCAUAGGAAAAUGAUGGAUUUUUUUCCCACUUGCUGUAAUUUCUCUUAUGUUUGUUUUUGUCACAAAGGAAGUCACCCAGUUUCAGGAACAAUUUAUUGAAAUCAGGUAUUUAGCCAUUACUAAGAACUUCCAUAGAAACCUUUGGUUAUUUGUUAAGCAUUUAGCAAUAUGAAUAAUUGACAAUUUGAGAAACUAUGCUGCUGCAUGUCUAUGCUGGAUACUUGAGUUGACAAAGAUCCUUUUCAUUAGAAACAUUGUAAAAAGCAUGCAUUCAUAAAUACCCCUGUUACUGUUGCAUUUCUUUGCAUCAAGUGCUCGCUACUUGUAACUUUUUAUAAAAAGAGACAUAAAACUAUGUAUAAUAAUUUCCUAUCCCAAGUUUAAGGAAAGACUUUAUUUUACAAAGGAUAAAUUAAUACAAAAUGUUCAAGAGUAAUUUUCACAUUCUGGCUUUCAGAUUUCUUCAUAAUGAGGUAUCAUAAAUUUCCAUAAAUCUUUUAUUUUAAAAUUUUCUGUGAACAUUCAUGUGCUUUGGCAACCAAGAGAAAAGAGAUGCUCCACUCCAGAUUGGAAAAUCA